This is a messenger RNA of Musa acuminata AAA Group (dessert banana), 2830 nucleotides long. RefSeq lists its product as uncharacterized. NCBI's taxonomy places the organism in Eukaryota, Viridiplantae, Streptophyta, Magnoliopsida, Zingiberales, Musaceae. The record is from RefSeq and is a predicted model, not a curated record. Bases 1922 to 2521 code for a protein of 199 amino acids. The transcript is spliced from 4 exons.
UGCUACGUCUGCGACGCACCCGAUAUCAGCCACCCACUGUUGGAGUGGGAAGAGAAGAAGCCACCAAGUGGGGCCCACGUGGGCUCCAUGGCCUGUUCCCAAUCACGAGGCAGAUGAGACGCGUACAACACGCACGGGAUCACAACUGCUCUCAGGAACUGACUUACACCCUCGACGAUGUGUAUGCAUCCGUCCAUUUCAUCUUUCGCCAUUCCAUUGAGAGAGAGAGAGAGAGAGAGAGAGAGAGAGAGAGACAGAUGGGUUGGAAGCGGGAGAAAGAGGAGCCCUCGAGGCGGGGCUUCGGCGAUCUUGUGAACCCUAACCCUGAUCCUAACUCUCGAUUCGCGGCGGGCGAGGAGCGGUGCUCGACGCAGAUGGUGGUGCGAUCGACCUGCCGAACCGAAGAGGUCCAGCCCGGUAGGUUCGUCCGCAAGUGCGAGAAGACCGAACAAACCCUCAAGGAUUGCGUUGGAAGACCUGUCGAAUUAGUUGAAUCAAAAACCGAGCACACCGAAGAUGUUACUGAUGAAGUGACCGGAGGAUUGUUUCCUUCUAACUCGCCAACAAUGGAGCCCUUUAAUUUUCCUGGGCUUCACAGUGACAUUGAAGGUAUUGAAGGGAGAUUGUUUGGUGGUUUUGGUAAUUUCUUGGAGGCAGCUGACGGGAUGGCAAAUGAGUUCUUCAAAUCUUUUGGAGACCCUUGUUGGCAUAGCGUGAGUCGUUGCCUUUUCGUCAAUGGGAAACCGCCGAUGGGCAACCGAAGAAGGAUCCUUGGAAGAGAAGAACAAGCGAGUCAGAUUCUUCUGAAUCCGCUGGGCAGAUGACAGAUGUAUAAAAAUUGCUUAAAGUUUCUCUUCAUAGUGAACCAGUGGUUAUCAGAUGGAUUUAUUGAAGUCUAUUCCGCAUCAGAAGCAAUUUCUGACACUUCGGUUGAUUCAAGUGCGGGUUCCAAAUCACAAAUAUAAGGUUGCAGCACACUUCGUUCUUGAUCCAUAUUGAUGACAAUAUCGUUAAAUAUGGUUCUCUCGUUUUUGUCGUAAUCACCGCUCCCUUAUUUUGGGAGUUAGGGGAGGAAGAGGCGAGGGUGACAAUAGAUGAGGAAGCAACGACACCAAAAGGUGGGGGGCAUUUGUAAAACGAUGAAGGCAUCAUAGAAGUAGAAGAUGACGCGGGGAAUGCGAGGUUGGCGAUGAUGUAGUGGGUCCAACGAAUGAAGAAGUCAAAGACAAUGCAGAGCUUAUCAAGGGAGCGUGGAUCAGAGGACGACGACCGCUUGACAUCUACAUUGACACCGAGCACAUUUGUGAAAUUAUUUUUUUAUUCUUUAUUUUCAUAUUUUCGUUGAUAAAACUGAUAUCAUUAGGAUAAAUAGAUUUAGUUGUUUUACUAACGUAAUUACAUGAAUACUAAUGUACCUUAUUAAAGUAUAAGAUUGGAACGUUAAAUGUAGCUAAUGAUCAAAUCCAUCGAAGACAUCAAUAUCCACAGAUCCAAUACCUAAUCAUCGUUAAUCAUCAAACCAUCGCCUUAACGAUUAGCAGCUUAUAAAACCAUCACCACCAAUUUCACACAAAAAUAAACUGAUCCCCAACAAUUUCAUCAAAUUAAACUUUUUCAACUAAAAUUAAUACCAUCAAACCCAUUUCCAUCUUCUUUUUUGCACAUUUAAUCCGAAUCAUAUAAAUACCAUGUUUGUGAUAUUUUACAUCCAUUUAAUCCUUCAAUGAAAAGAUAGAGAAUAAUAAAUAAUCACCACCACCUGGCCCAGUUCGCUGCAGCCUAACGGAGCAUUGACGGCAAAGUGAAGCAGAGACGGAAACCGUCGAAAUAAUCGUUACACCGUCACCGUUGGCUGACGUUACAGGCGCCGUCAUCAUAAGUCGGCGCCCGGUCGCCGUUGGACGGGCUCCGCCAAAACCCCAUGCCGUGGAACUGCGCCAACAUCUCCCUCUCCAACUCCACCGGCGAUGGCCCAGCCUCCCGGCGAAGCCCAUCCACGUCUCCGUUCGAGUCCUCCUGCGCGUCGGAGGAAGACCCGUCCCCUCCGAAACCGGCCUUCGGCCCCAGCAGCGCCUUCUCCUUCCGCUUCCUGGCCCUCUGCCUCCGCUUCUCCCGAGCCCGCAGCGCCCGGCGGCAGGCCACCGCAGGCAGCCGUACCGCAGUCAGCACCAGGAGGUUCACCACCAAGCAGGGACCCAAGCAGCACACGGCGACGCAGUCCGCCGCCGUGCCCCCGGCCACCUCCGCGCACCGCGGCCCCGGACGCGUCGUCUGCUUCAGGAUCACCGGGUGCCUCCGGUUGGGGGCCACCGGGAUGCCCGCCGCCGACGGGGCGACCCCAGCCCUCGGCGUCACCGGCGGGGACGAGGGCAGAAGCCUGCGAUGCGCGUUAACCCGUGCCAUCCGAUCAAAUCACCGGAGGCUGGCUGUCAUCGUCGGCGAUCCAGAUGUCCUCCUCCUGCUUCCUUGGAGCGAAGAAGGUUCCAGAAUCUGUAGGACGGAACGGGAGGGGGUCGGGUGACCUCCCGGAGGGGACAACGGUGACGGGGUUUGGGCGGUCGGGCUCCAAUUAAAAGGUCAGGCCCGGUCCGGUCAGGAGAUGGGCGAUGCGAGCUAUUGGCCGCGGAACCCGGUCGACCCCCCGUUUCUUAGUCUCUGUCGAUUCGACCCGGUCCCAGAGACGGAUGGAAGCGAGGCGUUGCCUUAAAUGUGUGGCCAUCAAAAUCCAAAUAACCAGCGAAAUAUCUCCGAGUGUGUUGUGGCAUUGUCCAUAUUAGAGGAGAAAUGUGUUCAUAUCUCAGUGGUACAACAAUUUAUGUUUUAUUUUGUA